CACGAGCGGGAUAUCCGGACACAGAUGUCCAUGCUGUACAAUUUCCUAUCUCGCGGGUUCGACGCCGAGGACGUUCAGUACAUCCGCCAAAGAUAUGAACAUCAAACAGCACUCGACGGGGUCGGUGCGAACGCAAAGCUUCUGCAAGAUAGACCCGCGGGAAAAGGCCACAUACCUCAGUCUGUGCGGUACGGCAGAGACCAUCAUCGAGGCGUCCAACUAUGGCAACCUGGCCUGGUUCAUCAACCACAGUUGCAAUCCCAACUGCUACACCAAGGUCAUCACGAUCGAGUUGGAGAAGAAGAUUGUGAUCUACUCGUAGCAGCCGAUCGGCGUCAACAAGGAGAUCACGUACGACUACCCGCUCGAGGACGAGAAGAUUUCAUUUUAUUGAGAGCAAUUCUAGUUAAAUACAGUAAUUUUUCAGUAAGAUUACAAAUAUAAUGUGUUACCUAGCACCUAGCAUUACAAAUUUUACACUAAAAUUGUACAUACUUUUAUA
Messenger RNA from Culex quinquefasciatus (southern house mosquito), 502 nucleotides. Its product is annotated as histone-lysine N-methyltransferase SETD1. The coding region runs from base 95 to 322 and encodes 75 amino acids. NCBI's taxonomy places the organism in Eukaryota, Metazoa, Arthropoda, Insecta, Diptera, Culicidae. The record is from RefSeq and is a predicted model, not a curated record. The transcript is spliced from 2 exons. Gene Ontology annotation, molecular function: protein binding; histone H3K4 methyltransferase activity. Gene Ontology annotation, cellular component: Set1C/COMPASS complex.